This is a messenger RNA of Trichechus manatus latirostris (Florida manatee), 939 nucleotides long. Its product is annotated as olfactory receptor 1052. Gene Ontology annotation, cellular component: membrane. The transcript has a single exon. NCBI's taxonomy places the organism in Eukaryota, Metazoa, Chordata, Mammalia, Sirenia, Trichechidae. Gene Ontology annotation, biological process: G protein-coupled receptor signaling pathway; sensory perception of smell. The coding region runs from base 1 to 939 and encodes 312 amino acids. The record is from RefSeq and is a predicted model, not a curated record. Gene Ontology annotation, molecular function: G protein-coupled receptor activity; olfactory receptor activity; odorant binding.
AUGGCUGAAGAGAAUUUCACAGUCCUUACUGAGUUUAUUCUUCUGGGACUGACAGAUCGGGCUGAAAUGAAAAUUAUGUUUUUUGUGUUGUUCCUAAUGAUUUAUGCCAUUACCUUUGUGGGGAAUCUGGGCAUGAUCUUCUUAAUCUACGUCACUCCCAAGCUCCACACACCCAUGUAUUUUUUCCUCAGUUGUCUCUCAUUUGUGGACACCUGCUAUUCAUCUGCCAUUGCACCCAAAAUGCUGAUAAACUUCCUAGUUGUGAAGGGAACCAUUUCUUUCUCUGCUUGCAUGGUGCAGCUUUUGUGUUUUGGGGUGUUUGUUACCACAGAAGGGUUCUUACUUUCAGUGAUGGCAUAUGACCGUUACAUGGCCAUUGUGAACCCUUUGCUUUACACUGUAGCCAUGUCUCAGAGAAAGUGUGUAGUACUGGUCACUGGGUCAUGGAUAUGUGGAACACUUAACUCAUUAAUACACACAAUAAGCUUGGGCAAACUCCUCUUUUGUGGUCCAAAUGUCGUCAGCCACUUCUUCUGUGAUAUCCACUCACUGCUAAAGCUGUCAUGUUCUGAUACUUCCAUGAAUGAGCUAUUGCUGUUAACCUUCUCUGGGGUCAUCGCCAUAGCCACCUUCUUGAUUGUGAUCAUUUCCUACAUGUUCCUCCUUGUUGCUAUACUGAGGAUCUGCUCAGCAGCAGGCAGACAGAAAGCCUUCUCCACCUGCGCCUCUCACCUGACUGCUGUGACCAUGUUCUAUGGUACCUUAAGCUUCAGUUACAUUCAGCCAACCUCCCAGUAUUCUGUAGAAAAGGAGAAGACGGUUGCUGUGUUCUACACACUAGUGAUUCCCAUGUUAAACCCAUUGAUUUACAGUCUGAGAAACAAAGAGGUAAAGGAUGCUGUGAAAAGGGCCAUAAAAAUAAAACACUUGCCUUGUUGA